UUUCUCAAGUGCAGAAGAAGAGUAAGAAAGAUGAGUCUCAAAGUGUAUGUUGAUAGAAUUUCUCAACCUGCUCGAGCUGUUCUCAUCUUCUGCAAGGUGAACGGGAUUGAAUUUGAGGAGAUCAAGGUAGAUUUAGCUAAACAAGAACAUCGAUUGCCUGAAUACAAAGCAAUAAACCCUUUUGAGCAAGUUCCAAGUAUAGCUGAUGGAGAUUUCAAGCUUUUCGAGAGUCAUGCAAUUCUAAGCUACCUUGCUUGUGCAUCCCCGGGUGUUGCUGAUCAUUGGUAUCCAAGUGAUCUACAGAAGAGAGCUAAGGUUAACUCAGUCUUAGAUUGGCAUCACUCCAGUUUACGCCGUGGUGGAGUUGGCAUUGUUAUAAAUACGAUACUAGGACCUGCAUUAGGUAUGCCUACAAGUCCAGAAGCAGCUGCCGAAGCCGAAAAGGUUUUAACCUCAUCGUUAUCAAAAAUUGAGUCAGUCUGGCUUAAUGAGAGUGGAGAUUUCUUGUUGGGAAACAAGGACCCAUCUAUUGCUGAUAUUAUCCUUGUUUGCGAAAUCAUGCAAUUUGAGCUUUUGCAUGAGAAUGAUCGUAUCCGAGUAUUAACUCCAUUCAAGAAAGUGUUGAAGUGGGUUGAGGAUACAAGAAUUGCAACAAACCCUCAUUUUGAAGAAGUGCAUAAGACCUUAUUCGCAUUAAAGUCAUUUUUCCACAAACUACCAGUUGAAGAAAACCAUGAACACGCGUCAAGCAUCAAAGCCAUGUUUGACAUGGAUAUUGCAACAGAGUUGUAA
Papaver somniferum (opium poppy) is the source of this 792-nucleotide messenger RNA. RefSeq names its product glutathione S-transferase T1-like. The transcript is spliced from 7 exons. The record is from RefSeq and is a predicted model, not a curated record. NCBI's taxonomy places the organism in Eukaryota, Viridiplantae, Streptophyta, Magnoliopsida, Ranunculales, Papaveraceae. The coding region runs from base 31 to 792 and encodes 253 amino acids.